AUGUCGAAGGACCAGGCCGGCAUCCGACGCGCCUUGGAACAGGCCCGGAACUGCGAGGAUGGGGCAGUGGAUCCGCAAACCACCGCGAUCCUCGAGGCGGCUAUCACCGAGCUAUGGACUCGCAUCCAGGCCGAUCCAGAUAACUAUGUGCUCAGCCGCGAUGAGUUCGCGCUCUUCAAUUAUUUUCUCGAGCGCUACCGCGGCUCGACCGUCGCUCAGCGGGCUGUGGCGCGAUUCUGGAACAACUACCAGGGCUCCCCCAAUACUGGGGGCAAGAAAUAA
Molecule: messenger RNA, 282 nt
Organism: Penicillium canariense
Lineage: Eukaryota; Fungi; Ascomycota; Eurotiomycetes; Eurotiales; Aspergillaceae
Exons: 1
Coding region: 1-282 (93 amino acids)
Source: RefSeq, a predicted model, not a curated record